AUGGCUCUAGCCAAUCGAAUUGCCAUCGUCACGGGCGCUGCUUCCGGCUUAGGACGUGCCACGGCCACUCGUUUUGUGGAGAACGGGGCGCGAGUGAUCCUAUGCGACCUCCCGACCAGCGAUGGUGUUAACGUGGCCAGGGAGCUCGGCGUCUCGUGUCAUUUUAGCCCCACUGACGUGACGAACGAGGAUGAUGUGACGGCAGCGCUGGACCUGGCCGAGUCUUCCUUCGGUGAGCCCGUGAACACAGUCGUCAACUGUGCCGGCGUCGCACUAGCCAUCAAGACGCUGAGCAAGAAGGGCGUUCAUCAACUGUUCCAGUUCCAACAAACCAUCAAUGUUAACACGGUUGGAUCUUUCAACGUCGCACGUCUCGCAGCGGAGCGCAUGUCCAAAACGAGACCGGGACCUGGUGGGGAGCGUGGUGUCAUCAUCAACACUGCUAGUAUCGCUGCGUACGAGGGACAGAUCGGCCAAGCGGCGUAUGCAGCUAGCAAAGGUGCCAUCGUAGGAAUGACGCUGCCUCUUGCGAGAGACCUCGCGUCGUAUGGUAUUCGCGUGAAUACAAUUGCACCAGGUUUGUUCAUGACUCCGCUGCUGGCUGGACUCCCGGAGAAGGUGCAGAAGCAGCUGGGCGAUACAGUUCCGUUCCCAAGCCGCUUGGGGAACCCCGAGGAGUACGCGCAGCUAGCACAUGCGAUCAUCGACAACAAGAUGAUUAACGGCGAAACCAUUCGUCUUGAUGGCGCUUUGCGUAUGCCGCCAAAGUAA
This is a messenger RNA of Phytophthora infestans T30-4, 771 nucleotides long. Its product is annotated as 3-hydroxyacyl-CoA dehydrogenase, putative. NCBI's taxonomy places the organism in Eukaryota, Oomycota, Peronosporomycetes, Peronosporales, Peronosporaceae. Gene Ontology annotation, molecular function: oxidoreductase activity. The transcript is spliced from 4 exons. The record is from RefSeq and is a predicted model, not a curated record. Bases 1 to 771 code for a protein of 256 amino acids.